CCCCGGGUACAGCCCCCCCCGCCGCUCUCGGAAGUGCUCGGUGACCCAGGGCGGGGCUGGCUCCAUGCCAGGCGGUGUGUCCCCGGUUUUCAGCAGUCGAGCUCGGUUCGUGCUCCCGGUGCCCUGCAUGUGAGGCGGGAAGAUGGCGGAUCUCCGUGCCAUGGGGCUGGCUGCGGCCGUCCUGGCUGCCUCGGGCGGGCUGGCACUGGCUGGCUGGGGGUAUCUCUGCAGGAGGAGGAGAGGGGAGAACAAGGACAUCGCACAAACAGAGGGACAGAACAGCCGGGUGAUCGCGCUCACUGAGACAGAACCAGAGACCCCAGACAUCUCCAAACCAGGGGAACUAGAGACCCCAGACAUCCCCAAACCAGGGAAACUAGAGACCCCAGACAUCCCCAAACCAGGGAAACUAGAGACCCCAGACAUUUCCAAACCAGGGAAACUAGAGACCCCAGACAUCUUCAAACCAGGGGAACUAGAGACCCCAGACAUCCCCAAACCAGGGAAACUAGAGACCCCAGACAUCCCCAAACCAGGGAAACUAGAGACCCCAGACAUCCCCAAACCAGGGGAACUAGAGACCCCAGACAUUCCCAAACCAGGGAAACUAGAGACCCCAGACAUCCCCAAACCAGGGGAACUAGAGACCCCAGACAUUCCCAAACCAGGGAAACUAGAGACCCCAGACAUCUCCAAACCAGGGAAACUAGAGACCCCAGACAUUCCCAAACCAGGGAAACUAGAGACCCCAGACAUUCCCAAACCAGGGAAACUAGAGACCCCAGACAUCCCCAAACCAGGGGAACUAGAGACCCCAGACAUCUCCAAACCAGGGGAACUAGAGACCCCAGACAUCUCCAAACCAGGGGAACUAGAGACCCCAGACAUCUCCAAACCAGGAGAACUAGAGACCACAGACAUCCCAAAAUCCAAGGAAGUUGAGAAUCAGGAGAUCGCACAAACCAAAGAAAAAGAGGUCCCAGACAUCCCAAAAUCCAAGGAACUGGAGACCCAGAAGAUUUUACAAAGCGAGGAUUUAGAGAUUCCUACUGAAAAUCAGAGCUAUGACAGCUUUCAUGAGUCUGCCGCUUCCACCCAGCACCAGGUAACCAUAUUGAUAGUGACCAUCUGCAAUGUCCUGCCAGUCUUACAGUUCAUCCUGUUAUAUGUUAGAGCACAGCCUUGGAUAAUGCAUGUUACAAUGUGGUGAGAUGUAUCAAAGUUUCCCGCCCUGAAAAGUGGUGCAACGUUCGAAGUGUGUCUGUCACCAUGGAAACCUGAGGAUUCAUCCCAGGGCUUUCAUUGGUCACUACUCCUGGAUCUCAACUUUGCACCAGAUUUCAGCACAGGCUAAUAUAACUCCUCUUCAAUGUCCUCUUUUACAAUGUACCGAAAAAAUUAUAAUCGUAUUACUUUAUAAAUUGCUCUAUUGUUAUUUGGCUUGAUGGAUGCUAAAGCAGAAUCAAAGUAGGUGCAGACUUGAAUGGAGUGUGAAGAAUUUGAGUUUCUCUUUUAACAAUACUUGUAAACUGUUUAUUGUGACUGUUUAGAUUUAUGACCAUCUCCCUCUGAAACACUGGGUGUGGGUUGAAACAGUUUCAACAGGUAUAUGCAUGUUACACUUCACCUCCACUUGCUCAAAAUGCAUAGAACUAUAAAACACAUUGUUUUAUAUUAGUUGAAGAGAGCACUCUGAUUGGGUGGCUUGAAAUCCAUCCAAUCAGAGUGCUCUGUGUCAUUUUACACAGUAGGAAAGUUCUUUGGAAUUUCCCCACACUGUGUAAAAUGACAAAGAGCACUCUGAUUGGCUUAAACCAACCAAUCAGAGUGUUCUUAGCCUAAUUGCAGGGCGGGGCAAGGCUUUAUAAACCUUCCCCACCCUGCAGAGCCCAGUCUGCGCGGAGCCCUCCAUGGGUGAAGAUGCGUUUUUGGGUUUUUUUCGCUCUGGUUUUUUUCUUUUUCGUCAGUGUUUUUCUUUUUUGCGCUCGUGUUUUUUUAUUUCAUUUUGAGUUCGACAGGUAUGAUGGUUUUUUAUUUGGCCUUUUUUGGGGCUGAAAAAUGAAGAUUUUAGAAAAAAAGAUGUCAAUUGGUAAGUUGAAUUUUUCUUUACAGGUUAGUUAUUUUAUUCCCCCCUCACUAUUUUUAGUGUGAGGGGGGUAGGUAGGGGAUAGUUUUAUCUGGGUGGGGGGAUGGGUGACUAUGAACUUGGGACCCCUAGUCACCUUGAUUGGGGGUGAGUGAAUUUUCAUUUAGGGCCCCCACCCGCCACUCAGUAAAAUGCUUAAGUGCUUUCGGAAGUCUCCAUUAUUUCUGUAUAUACAGUUCCAGGCUACCUGCACCUCUCAUUGUAGUCCUUCUGCAGAUCAGAGAGGAUGCUAGGUUUACUGUAGUUACUGUGUACAGACACUCCUCACUUACCGACCAGGUUCCGUUCUUACAACCUGGUAGUAAAACGAAUUGUUCAGUGAGUGAGGAUGCGCAAGGUAGCAGGAAUUUCCCCGAACAUAGAUCAGUUCACUAGCGCAGGGAAUCCCACAAAUCUAUGUUCGGAAAAACUUUCCUGAACAUAUACUAGCUCUCUAAAGUGGGAAAUCCCUUGAAUCCCCACGCUAGAGAGCUGGUUGUAAGUGAGCACGGUUGUAAAACAGGUAGGUCAUAAAGUGAGGACCAUCUGUACCUGUUAGGCUAGCACAAGGUGUACAUGAAUCAUGCCAUUUUAUUCCUGAGAAGAGUCCUUUUGGCACUGUUGUGUUUGGAAGUACAUGGGGUACUUUACUUUAAGAGUUAAUUUGGUGCCACACUGUUAUGGAUAACAUCUUUUGAAUAUUGUCCUUUAAUGUCAAUGGUUUAAAUAACCCCCCACAAGAGGCGAUUAGCCUUCUUAGAAAUGCAAAAGGCUAAGGCAGCUAUUGUCUGCCUUCAGGAGACCCAUUUCUGUGCUUAAACACACCUGGUCCGACCAUGCACCACUUAUUGUUGCCUUCAGUUCACAAUAUCCUGCCCGUGGCAGGGGUAAGUGGAGAUUGAAUGAGGCAUUGUUGGAUGAUUCUAAGUAUAUGGCGGAGAUACAGACAGAGGUUCUUAAUUAUUUCACGGAAAACACUCACGAAAACACCACGGUGGUUAUCAGAUGGCUGGCCCAUAAAGUCGUAUUAAGCCGAGUUUUGAUUAAAUUGUCUCUCAAAAAAAUAGGAAGGUUGACACAACUCGAUCACGGCUCCGCCAGGAAUUGAGCACAUUAGACGCACAAAACAAUCAAUCCCCCUCUACAGUUUUAAAUAACAGAAUGACUAAACUUAAACAGGAACUGGAUUCAUUAGCAGUUAGACAGACUGAAAACCACUUAAGAGCCCUUAAACUUGCGCAUUAUAUGCAUGGUAAUAAAGCUGGAAAAUUGCUAGCUAGAAAAUUAAAUUAAAAAAAUAUAUCAACAAUCUAAAAUUCCCUACUUAAAUUCAACUAUAAAUUCUAAGUUAUUUAAUCCAAAUGAUAUUGUAGAGGAAUUGGCGAGAUAUUACACCACACUUUAUAAUUUAAAAGAUGAUAUGUCCUUACAUGAACCUUCUAGCAUGGAAAUUGAAAAAUGUAUCGGGUAAAUAUACCUGCCUAGCAUUACAUCAGAUCAAUGCAAAUUAAUUGGUGAACCAUUUACUGAAGAGGAGGUUAGGUUAGCAAUUAAAUCACUUGCUAAGCAUAAAGCCCCCGGACCGGAUGGGAUUCCAAAUUAUUAUUCUAUUGUAUUAGAGUCUGCCCUUACAACCUAUCUUACGGCUUUAUUUAGAGAUAUUAAAAAUAGGGGUAUUAUUCCAUCAGAGAUGCUUGAAGCACAUAUUGUUACACUUCCUAAACGAGGGAAAGAUCUGACAGAAUGCGCUAAUUUAAGACCCAUCUCCGUUAAUGUGGAUGCUGAAUUAUAUGCAAAGUUAUUGGCUGCACAUAUAAAGCCACUACUUAUAGAUUUGAUAUCAGAGCAACAAACUGGUUUUGUGCCCGGUAGACAAAUAGGUGAUAACACAAGACAUUUCAUUAAUAUGGUAAACUGGGCAUGGAACAUACGACAAAAGGUGUGCUGCUUCCAUUAGAUGCUGAGAAAGCAUUUGACCGUUUAAAUUGGUCAUAUAUGAGCAGCACUUUAUUUAAAAUGGGCUUUUCCUCUAAAUUCUUAAAUAGCAUUCUAGCUCUUUAUACCAACCCUUUCACAGAAAAUGUAAUACUGUCUUUUUGUCUCAAGCUUUUAACAUCUCUAAUGGAACACGAUAAGGCUGCCUGCUCUCGCCGAUUAUUUUCAUUUUUAAUCUAGAACCAUUAGCUAGAUAUAUUAAACAAAACCCAAAUUAGUGCUUUUUGCUGGGGAUACCUAAUAUAAUGAUGUAUUGUAAGGCAUCAUUACUGACACCAAGCUUGGCAGUUUUAUCAGUAUCUAAUAAACCUAUCUGGGUUAAAAUGGAGGAAGCAUGUAUGCUCCCACAUAGCCUAGACAGGUCACUGUGGUCAUCGGAGAUGCCCAAGGGAACUAAAUACAAUAUAUGGCCAUCUACCAAGGUUAUGCUUCAAUAUAAGAAACAAUGGGCACAAAAAUUAUUGGGGACUACCAAAAUUCUCGCUAUGGCUCCGCUUAAGGUAUUAUCCGAAUUUACAUCGGAUUUAGACCUUACAAUUUGGAUCACAUGUGGAAUCCUCAGGGUCAAUAAACUCUAUACAUCCUCAGGGAUUAAAAGCUUCCCAGAUAUUCAAACGGAAUUUAUGCUACCCAUAAAAGAAAUGUAUACAUAUUUGCGUGUUAAAAAUGUUCUACAAUAAUACAAUAUUACUAAGUUAGAAUCUGGAACACUGCCCUCUUUGGGACGUAUAUGUACAGAUACUGGUCUAAAGCUUAAACUCCUCUCCAUGUGCUUUGAUGCCAUUAACGAUUUUUCAGACAAUUGGAAAUUUCCAUAUAUGCAGAAAUGGGAGAAGGAUGUGGGGGUCUUCAUUCCUAAGACAUUAUGGUUUAAAGAAAUAACAAACACGCCAAACCCAAAGGGGUUAGACAGAUACACGACAUUCCCAAGGGCAUAUGAUAUAUGACUGAUAAUAGGUGGUGAAAACAGACGAGUCCCCGCAGACGAAUACGAGCAACCCACAUGACCCGCACUACACCGGGACGCCUGGCGCACAAAACAGACGGACACAGGGAAAAGGCAGGGGGUUAGAAGGGGGCACAGAGGCUAAAAUAUGAGAUUGUAACACCUACAUACUCCCUUCACCCUCCAAUUGAGACGCAGGGAUCCGCAACAAGUCAAAAUUGAGUUCAACCAUCAAUGCACGAACACACCCAGCCACCUAAUAAACUAUGUUUAAGGGGAUGUUUUAUGGGGGGAGCAACCUGAAAAAAGUACCCGCUCGGAUCUAUGUAUCUUGAAGCGUUAUGAACCUUAGAGCGUUAUUUAAACACUACUUUUUCCUUUCUUUCUGUAUCACCUAAUGUUUUGAAAAAUAAUCUAAUAAACAAAGAUUGACAAAAAAAUAAAAAAAGCAAUAAUAAUGACGAUGAAAUCAUCAAGUAGCAUUUCUUACUGGGAAGCGUACUGUAAGCUGACUAUGAGAUAGUACAUGGUUCUCAUAUAUAUAUUAAUAUUAGUGUGGAUUUACCCCCAAAAUGUUAAAGAUGUGAUAGAGAGGAAGGCUUACUGCUGCAUGUCUUUUGGGCAUGCCCAAGUUUGGAUUAUUAUUGGAGGCAAAUUCAAUGGGUAAUUUACACAGCUUUGGGAAUAAAACUGAGUCUUGAGCCACAAAUGUAUAUUUUACAUGUAUUUCCCGAGGAAAUAGAGUUGCCAUAUUUUACAGUUAUAAUCCAUAUUCUCUUGGCUGCUAAAAUGAGCAUAGCAUAUAAAUGGGGGGAAAAAACUAGUGCCCCUACUAUUUAAGAGGUAUUCGAGAGUGGAGGUAACCUCUCAGUAUGAGAAAAUGGCAUAUCGGGUAAGGGGUAAGAUAAAAACUAUGAUAAAUAUUAGUGCAGAUGGCAAAGAAUUAAAGAUGAAUAUAUGGCACAUUAGUUCACCACCCCGUAUUUAUUAUUUAUGUUGUAAUAUAAAACCAUCUUACAAUUUAUACUUAAAUUUAAAUUGAAUGUUAAUAUUCAAAACUCUAUUAGAAUACUGAAGAUAAUUAUUCGUUAAUAGAUUGAUAUCAAAGUAGAGCUGUGUAUUAGCAUACAGAGGAUUUAUAAUGAUACACUGGUUGUGUAGAUUAAAUUAUUAUAAUUUUUUUUUCAGUUUAUAGGCCUGACUUCCAAAGGCUAAAUAAAUAGAUACCAGCUGAAUAGUUACCGAACAAUUAUGAACGAAUAUCUGAUUUAUGUUUAUGGAAAUUAAUGAGCUGUUAAAACAAUAACGGGUGAAACACAUAGAGUAUAAGGUUAUUAUUGCUUAAAACAAGUAUGUUGAUAAUUUUAUGGGUGAUCCGUUUAUUGUUCUAAAUAAUAGCUUUGAAAUAUAAAGGGGUAUUGUAAACGAACAUGCUGCAUAUUGAAUGGUUAUUAUAUUGUAAUGUAAUUUGUUCAUGUAUGGGUCUCAUGAAUUGGAAAGUUGUUGAUGAUGAUGAUGAUAUUAUUAUUAUUGUUAUUUUAUUUUAUUUUGCUUUGUAUGUGUAUUUGUCCUUAUAAAUAUGAAAAAGAAUAAAAAGAUAAUUACGAAAACCUACCUUUACCUUUCCCUAGCAACCCGUGGCUACCAAACCUACACCUGGUUUGUCACUUUCUGUGGUCUUUGCAAAAUAUAGCAAAUACAACUCAUACAGCCUGCAUGAAAAAAAUGGUUUAAUUUUCAAUCAGAUCUUAAAACUCAGUGCUCUUACUUAAAAAUUCUAAUCUCCUGCUUUGUUAUUGAACUUUUGUCAAACACAGCAUGCUAUUGCUCUAGAAGGAAUAAGUGCAAUAAGAGAAGUUUAAAAUUUAGAUCUUAUACAGGAAGUGUGUAGGAAAGCUAUGUGAGUCACAACCAAGGGAGGUGUGGCUAGGGCUGCAUAAAUACUGCAAAGUGUUUUUACUCCUCAAUGGCUAGUCAUUUCUGUACUCCAGAUGUGGUGGACUACAUCCCCCAUAAUGCUCUUACACCCAUAAUGCUGGCAAAGCAUCAUGGUAGGUGUAGUUUAAAACAUCUGGAGUGCCGAAGGUUGCCUAUGCCUGGUUUAGAGUCUUCUUGAGCACUCUCAGCCAAUGAUUGUGGUCCUGCAUCAGCUUGCACAGGGUUCAGCAGCCCUUUUCUGCAUGAGGGCUGAAUGCCAUGUUUGUAAAUGGUUGUAGGGUUGCCUUCAUAACAAUAGUAGAUAGCUCCCUCAAUUUAUUCCCUCAUUUUUUUUAUAUGGGACUGCCAUGUUUAACCCCUUCCUGACCAAGGAUGUAUCAGGUACGUCUGACAAAAAACGAUCCUUAAGGAUCGCGGACGUACUGGAUAUGUAUGCGGGGAAGCAACUCUAAUGGUAUUGCAGUGAUGCCUUGAUGUUGAGGCAUCGCUGCAAUACCCCCCUCACAGCCGGUGGCCCCCGGAGAACACCGGGUGAUCGCUCCCCCCAGAGCGAUCACUUCCGGGUUGCUCCACGUAGAGCCCGGCAGUGAGGCAGAGCAUCGGAAGUCAUCAGGCAGGGGGUCGAGGCACUCAGUAAUAAAAAAUAAAAAUAGUUAAAUAAUUAAAAAAUAAAUAAAAAUAACCCUUACCCUCCCCCCCCAUGUACUUACUGAUCGCCGCUGUUGUAUGUAUGUAUGUAUGUGUGUAUAUGUAUAUGUAUAUAUAUAUAUAUAUAUAUAUAUAUAUAUAUAUAUAUAUAUAUGUAUAUGUGUGUGUAUGUGUAUAUAUAUAUAUAUAUAAAACACAUCAUAAUAAGUGUAUUUUUAUUUAUAUACAUAUAUUAAUAUAAAAAUACACUUAGAGUAAAAGUGUGUAUGUAAUGAAUGCAGUGUUUUUGUGUAGUGUGUGUGUAUGUAAUGUUGUGUGUGUGUGUGUGUAUAUGUAAUGAAUGCAGAGUGUGUGUUUUAGGAUGUAUGUUAAGUGUGUAAAAUGGGGGGGGAGGCGGGGGCGCAUUUGAAUUUUUUUUUUAACUUUUAAUUUUUUUUAUUUUAAAUUAUGUUUUUGUCCCCCAGUUUGUUACCUGGCCGGGGGUAUAUGGCAUUCCCUGGUUGUCUGAUUGCAUGGACUGUGCAGUGGGGGGCCCAGAAAGCGCUUCCUUACCUUCCCAGCAGCUCCCUUCAGCUGUCUAGAGAGUUAGACAGUGGAGCUGAAGGGAGCUGCUGGGAAGGUAAGGAAGCGCUUGCUGGGCCCCCCAGGACCCUGAUGCCGGUUCUGGUCUGCAUCAUUGGCGAUACCGAUUAUUGCUGAAAAUACAGAAUAUCAGACGAUAAUAUCGGUUGAUCCCUAGUAAAUUACAUUGUCUGGCUUCAAAAAUGUCCCAAAUAGGACAUGGGUGCAUGAUGACCAGCUGUGAAAAUUCCAAGUUGGAAAACUGGAAUGCGCACCCUCCAAAUAAGGUCUUUUAGCCCCAAGAGAACCCAACACACCUAUACAUGGGUGGUAUCACUGUACUCAGGAGAUGUUGCUAAACACAUAUUGGGGUGUUAUUUGGCAGUAACCAAUAAAGUUCUCUGUACAUAUAUUCUUAAAUUGCUAUGUGUGUCAAAAAAAAUCACCUAUUAUUAUUAUUUUUUUUUAUUUGGCAUAGAUUGGUGGUAAAUUGGUUGCAUGAAAAGAGUCAAAAUACCCCAAGUUUAAUACCUUAGGUUGUCUUCUUUUAAAAAAUAUCUACAUGUGAAGGGUUAUUCAGGGAUUCCUGUCAGAUCUCAGUGUUACAAUGUAACUUGCUUUAAUUUUAAGGAAAAAAAAUGGUUUGGAAAUAGCAAAGUGCUACUUGUACUUAUAGCCCCAUAACUUUUCAAAAAAGCGAAGAACAUGUUAACAUUGGGCAUUUAGAAACUAUUUAGCACGGGUGUUUAUUGUAACAGAUUUUGAGGGUCAAAGUUAGAAAAGGUGUGUUUUAAAAAAAAUUUCAUAUUUUAUAAACAAAUGUAUAGUAAAUUAUAUGAUAUGAUGAAAAUAAUGGUAUCUUAAGAAAGACCAUUUAAUGGCGAGAAAAAUGGUAUAUAAUAUGUGUGAGUACAGUAAAUGAGUAAGAGGAAAAUUACAGCUAAACACAAACACCGCAGAAAUGUAAAAAGAGCCCUGGUCCUUAACGGUAAGAAAAUUGAAAAACGGUCUGGUCACUAAGGGGUUAAAGCAGCACUGUCAACCACCCCCUUCACCCCUUCCUAAAAAAAAUAAAAAAUAAAGAGUAUUUUAUAAAAAUGGAAUAUUUAUGAAAUACUCAUAUUGACUGUUGGAAUUUUGGAAUUUCACUGAAAUUCCAAUCCAGUCAAGAUAUAUACUUUGACAAAGUAGGGACAACUGUCUCUGUAUACUUCCUACGCCUGACACUUCUAGAUGGCAGUAGAUCUGCCCUGUGCCUACAAGUGUUAUUUUGCCAGUGAUCACUGCAAGGAAGUAGCUUCAUCUCUGGAGUGUCUCGCAGGAUCCUACAUAGACCUCAAUUUUGCAGCAAUGUCACUAUUGUUUACAGUGCCACUUUAAGGAUUGCAAAUCAGGGAGCUAUGUACCAAACAGCUAGAAGAAUAAAGAAAAUCUUUUCUUUACCAUUUUGAUCUUUCAGCCCUGUAGUAGAUAAUUCCCUGAUUAGAUGUGCUUAUGGAAGAUUCCCAUAUUUAAGGGGCUACUUCAACCACAUAUCUCCUAGCAUUGCAGAUAGACAAAAAGGGACACUUUAUGUGAGCAAAAUAAGGAUUGUCACUCUUAAAUAGGGACAACACUUGGGAUCUAUGCAACUACUAUGACAACUUUUGCUUUUAUUAGUAGAAAUCUGCAUGUGCAACAUUUCAACUUAAAAUGCUACAAAUACAGAAUUAUAUGCACCUUUGUACUUGGGUUAGUUGCACAUAUGACUAAGGCAGCCAACAACUCUGUUCCAAGCUACCUGAUGUCAAUUCUGUGCAAAAAUUACAUCUUUUGUGAGUGCACACAGCAUGCUGGCAACAGACGUAAUGAGCUUCUCCUUGCAGACAGUGUGCCUACAAAGGGAAAUUUUGUGUCCCCUCCCUCCACUUCAGGGCAUGCGGUGAAGCUGUGCAGGAAAAAAACACUCACAACCCAGUUUUCUUGCUGCUAUCUCCCACCCAAACAGUAUAUUUGGUCAGAGUAGCCAUUUGCCAUGCAGGUAGGCAGGUGCCUACUCUGCCAAGAGAGACCCACACAAAGCACAGGGAAGUGACAGCCACCCACAUUAAGCUCACCCUAGCCCCUGUUGAAGUUAUAUUCCUAUAAUUAUUUUUUUUGUCAUUUGCUGGCCUCAUAAGGUUCUCUGGCCUCUGCUUUUAAAGUGGCAUCCAAGUUCUCUUGCUUAAGAAAACUGGAUAUGUCACACGCAGUGCAGGGCAGAACCCAGGUAAAUUGCUAAAAGUUUGACUGGCACUCCUGACACCACUACAGCGGACUUUAUUUGUUAUGGUUCUUAGAGUGCAUCUAUAACAAACACUAAUUACUGGCCCUUGGGUUUUGUUUUUUUGUUUUUUUGUGAUAUAGUAUGCUGUAAAUUACACUGAUUUAAAAAAAUUAAAUUAAAAAAAAAUACAUUAUGUUAAAUAUGCAAAAAAUAGAAAUACAAUGUAUACAUUUCUUAAUAUAGAAUGGCUGUGCACCAGUCAUGGUCCUCUCAUUCUUGUGUAUGGGAUAUGUAGUUUAGCUGAUGGCCAUAGUUCCACUCACUCAUUGUAGAACUGCUGAAUCUGCUGAUGAUAGCCGUUCUACUGCUGCUAUCAUCUCGGUUCACAAUUUGUCUCCGUGUGUUUUCAUGUAUUUAUUUUGCCUAUCUCAACAGUAAUAAGACACUGGUUAUAAUUUUCACCAUACCAAUGCCCUUAAUGUCAUAAAGGUGCACCUCAGGCACCAUAGCCACUACAUCUUACUGAAGUAGCUACAGUGCCUAGAGCAUCUGGAUGCCAUCUCCCGUUUCUAUCUUAAGAAGCCUAGAUAAUGUAUUUUGGUGUGAUAUUCUAUUUUUUUUUAAGAAUAGCUUAGUUUGUUUACAGUUUAUUUAAAGGGCAUUUGGCAUUAUUCACCAAUAAUUACUUUAUAUUUCACCUUUUUCCUAUUGCUACAAUUUUGCUGUUCAUAUCCUGGAUUUGCAGUUUACACAAAGGUAUGUAAAGGUGUGUUGCUUGUGCGUCAAAGCUGGAUUAGGUUUAACUGCAUUAAGAGAAUCGCAUUAAUGGCGACUCUAAUUAAAUACAUUAGUCAACACACUCUUCUCACUUCUCAGUUUAUAUCUACUGCAUUAAAUAUUUACCAGUGGUGCAUUUUUGCCAUGAACCUACAAAACCAGGAACAGCAGCUUUCAUCCAAACAUGGACAAAAUACUAAAUAAGGUAAUGUUUUCCUUAAUAACAUUUUAAUAGGAACUUUGAGUGCCAUAAUUAGUAAUAUAUUUUUCAUUUAUUUUACACUUUCGGCUUUAAGUAUAUUAUUUUAGUCUCUAGGUAACUUAAAAAGGUAUAUAUAAUAUUCAUAUAUUUCUGAUUAACCUAGCAUAUAGAUGCAUGCCUAUAUAAUUCAUAUCUUUCUAUUAGUGUAUAAAGUAUUAUUGAAGAUUGAUGGCAUAUUAAAGGUGGUGAAAUAUAUAAACAUAGUAUAGGAUUAAAACAUGGGACUCCAAAGCUUUAAGAAGCUGUUAAGAUGCGCAUUGCCCCAGUAUUGUGUUUUAUUCUUGUGAGUACUUGAUGAGUGUACAGUUUUUAAAGGAACCCUUCAAGCACCAUAACCACUACAGUCUGCUUUAGUGGUUAUGGUGCCAGGAGUGCCCCGGCACUGUUCCACAGUGAGAUGUUAGAACAUUUAAACAUGUUUGACAACUUCACUGAUUUCCACCAGGUGCCCAUGCAGCAUUGCUUUGUUGAGCAGGUAAAGCUGGAUAGCUCUGUAGAACAAAGAAGGACCAUGUGGGGCCAUGCUCAUUGUCUGACAGCAUUCACCGAAUACUUUCAGCCAGUGAGCGCAGGCCUAUCGGCUGUGCUCUGUUUAACAGAUACAUCUGGAUUCUCCCGUUGGAGAAGACUGAAUGUGAUAUGGGUGCCCAGCAGGACCCAGGUAACUCACAAGUGGACAUAGUCUUCAAUUAGAGGGGCAAAUGGUUGACAUUUUUUUUCAGGAAGUAUUACUUUACAGAGAGGGUAGUGGACGCAUGGAAUAGCCUUCCAGCUGAAAUGGUAGAGGUUAACACAGUGAGGGAGUUUAAGCAUGCAUGGGAUAGGCAUACGUCUAUCCUAACUAUAAGAUAAGGCCAGGGACUAAUGAAAGUAUGUAGAAAAUUGGGCAGACUAGAUGGGCCAAAUUGUUCUUAUCUGCCGUCAUAUUCUAUGUUUCUAUGGGACGGCAGAGCUCUCCAUGACCAAUACAGCAGGUGCUAGUAGUUAUGGUGUUUGAAGUGAAUUAGGCAGAGAUGCUAGAAUAGAAUGCAGUCUGUUAUAUAUCUCCGAUAUGAAACUUCAAGACUGAACUUUUUUUCCAGUAGCCAAAGGGGUACCUUGACAACCUGUUUAGUGACAUUUCUUAAUUCCAUUUCUUAGUGUAUGGAUAUUAAUAAGAUUCUUAAAAAAAUCAUUGGUUUUAAAACUCAAGGUCAAAAUUAGGAGAAUCACCCAAAUUUCACUUCUUCUAAUGUAACAUGUAUUUUGUUACCAUUUUGACCCUCUUCAUUGUACCUUGAGGCUCUCACAAUAUGGCAAUUUUUGUUAUAAUUUGCUCAAUUGUAAUUUAUCCACAUGCAGGGAGCAGCAUGAUCACGUAGAGGUGGAACAAGACAGAGUGCAGGUGUUAAGCUAUAAAGUUGGUUCCAUGAAGAUGUGUAUGUCAGAAUAUUGUUAUACAGCUGCUGUGCCCAACGUGGUCUUAGCACAGUAAUAACACAACUAACCUCAUUUGUUUCUUUAUUUAUUUUGUGUGGUUAGUGCACUGAUUGAAAAUAUAUAUUGAAAUGUACAUGUAAACAGGGUAAUUAAAAAAAAAAUAAAAAAAUAACUAUUCUUUUCUAAUGCAUGGUGGCAAUAGUCGUCGUUCCCCCAGUGUAUAUUCACUUUGCAUUUCUUAAGCAUAGUCUUCGCUGUAUGCAGGCAAGUUGUGUUCAAGUACACCCUGAGAGCACAGCAGGGCCCGCAUAUGUUCCAUAAUUAGUACUAUUGCCAGCUUUUUAUUAUUUGAGUUUUCAAACUUUUAAUGUUUUAUCUGAUAUUUUUGUGGAGCAAGUCAAUUACAGUACUCUGACAUAGCAGCCAAAAUGUGAGAGAAUUUAUAAAAGCAUUUCUUGCCUCCAAUGUUCAGUUUAUGCGGAGCCCUCAUAUAUUAAAUUUUUAUUUUACUUUUUUCCAUAAUGGUUUGGACUUUUUUCAAAUGUUAAGUAUAAAAAUCUAUCCCCAAUCCACCACCACAAAGGGAGCAUCUUCUAAACAGAAGAAGAAAAUCCGGUUGAAUUUGCUCCUUUAAUACUAUAUCCUACUCAAAUACAGUUGUACUGCGAUCAUUUCUGCUUCAGUAGCAGAUGAUCCAACCCCAGAGAUCCAUCCCAUUGUUAUAUUGCUGCAGUCAAGGAAGAUUGCCCAAGGCAUUGUAUCAGAUUUCAGCUCAAUGCCUCUGGUUGCAUGAAGCAGUAGGUGGCCAUAUUGUGCUUUUAAUUUUCUGACUAUAUGCUGAUAAAUUGCUGUUUGGUUUUUAUUUUCUAUAGUCCAGUGAAGCACUAUAAGUGUUACGGCAUCUUUAUAUUUGUAACAACUUGUCUGAAAUAAAACUUUCAUGUUGGUGUACAUAACCACUGCUAUAGUGACCCGUUCAAUUUAAAUAUAAAAAUAGCCCAGCACACAGCAGGUGUCAUAAUUCUCCUAAUAUAAAAAAGGUACGUAUGGUACAAUCCAUCUCAUAGAGGGGUUUUCUGACCUGCAGGUUCACACACUCUGUGAUCGGCUCAGCUUUUCACAUUGAGAUUAUAGACAGGACUUAACCUUAAAGAAACACUCCAAACACCAUAACCAUUAGAGUCAUACUCCCUACAUAUAACCCUGCAAAGAAACUUGAGUUUAUUAGCUUCUCUUAUUGCACUGUGUGUUUAAUUUUGAAUUUCUUAUCCCCUGCUCUCUUGAUUGCUUACUAGAGCCUGCAGUGGUCUUCUGUGUCUGAUUAAAAAUCACUUGGGAGAUAAGAGAACAGGAGAUAAGAAUUUCUAAAGUAAACACACUGCUUUGUACAACUUUAGUAAAUAUGAAACUUUUUUUUAUGGAGGUUGUAUGAGUUGAUUAGUGUGGAGGCUAGUGCAUGAUUAGUGUGGAGGCUAGGCAUAGAGAUGCAUUGAGUUAGUGCGUGCAUUCAGAGUCUCCAUGCAGACAGUGAAAAUGGUGAACAAUGGUCCUGCAAUCUUUGCAAACCCUUGUCCAGGAAGUUCCUUAGGUGGCCAUCAGAGCCACUAGAAGUGGCAUAAGGCAGAAUGUAAACUCUUCCAUUUCUGAGAAAAGGCUGUUUUUACACUUUGGAGACAAUAUAUUUCUCCAGGACCACUACAUUAAGAUGUAGUGGUUCUGGUGCCUGUAGUGUCUCUUUAAUUGACUUGAACAAUAAUUCAUUGUUAAAGUUACCAAUCUUAAAGGUACUCUUUAUAUUAACUUUACAAAGAUGUGCGGGUCAGUUGGCCUGACAACGCUACAGUUUGGACAGGUAUUACAGCAGGUGUUUUAACGAGAGAGAGAGAAAAAGAAAGAUAUGUGUAAUAGAAACAUAUAUUAAAUUGUGUGCAUUUUAAUUCUUAUCUUAUCACUAUGAUCUUACAAAUUUAUAGUAGAGAGAUUUUUAUAAUUGUUGAAGGUGUAUGACUUGAGGUGUAGUUUAGGUGUGGUAUAUACCGAAAGAGAACAGGUUCUGCUAGUAUCUAAAAUAUAUUUCUAUUAUUGAAGCAAAUACCUUGGACUUUACUUUCUUUUCCAUUAAAAGGAGAUGCCACGGCCGAAUAAGCAAAUUUUGGUGCUGGGGCUCGAUGGAUCUGGGAAGACGAGUGUCCUUAAUUCCAUUCUAACCAACAGAGGAAAGCACAGUACAGCACCAACUGAAGGAUUUAAUGCAAUGUGUGUCAAUACUGGAAAUUCAAGAAUGGAGCUUUUAGAAAGUAAGUAA
This is a messenger RNA of Pelobates cultripes (western spadefoot toad), 15221 nucleotides long. The record is from the annotation of a GenBank genome assembly. NCBI's taxonomy places the organism in Eukaryota, Metazoa, Chordata, Amphibia, Anura, Pelobatidae.